Orbicella faveolata is the source of this 2259-nucleotide messenger RNA. Its product is annotated as DBH-like monooxygenase protein 1 homolog. Gene Ontology annotation, biological process: norepinephrine biosynthetic process; dopamine catabolic process; octopamine biosynthetic process. The record is from RefSeq and is a predicted model, not a curated record. Gene Ontology annotation, cellular component: secretory granule membrane. Lineage: Eukaryota; Metazoa; Cnidaria; Anthozoa; Scleractinia; Merulinidae. Gene Ontology annotation, molecular function: copper ion binding; dopamine beta-monooxygenase activity.
UCUUGUUGUUCCGUUAGCCCCAGGGGCUCGUCCUUAUUAAAUCUUUUGUUCCAUCUUUAUUUAAAAUAACUUGAGUUAUGCCUGCGCAGUAAAUCGACUAAAUAUGUUUGCACUGUUAAGCUGAAUGUCGGUUGGAGAAUCGUCAAAAUGAUGUUAUCCUUUGUGGUCUCAAUGUUUGUAGUCCUUGGAACUUUUCAAGCGAAGUUUAUCAACGGUGAUCUCUCCUCUGAAUUUACAAACUCUGCCGUUUUGGACGAAGCAGCGACCGUAACAUUGUACUGGAGCGUUGACUGGGAUUCCAAAACAGUCACAUUUGCUGUGGAAGCUUUGACAACAGGAUGGGUUGGUUUUGGGAUCUCUGCAGGUCGAGGACAAAUGAUUGGAGCAGAUAUAGUCAUCGGAGGUGUAGCAGAUGAUGGCAAACACUAUUUCAUGGACUGUCAUGCAACCAGUUAUGGUGAACCAACUGUGGACGAAAAGCAAGAUUAUGACCUCAUAUCCUUGACAGAAAUUGGCAACAAAACAACGAUGAAGUUUAAACGACAAUUUGAUACGUGUGAUGAUGGCCAGGACAACAAAAUCGAGGAAGGAACAUCCAAGGUCAUUUAUGCGUAUCAUCCCUCAGACCCUCGCUCACCUGACUACUUUCCCAAGCACAUAAAGAAAGGUUCCCGCAGUUUAAUGCUGCUGAACACUGGUAAAAGCAAGCCAAUACUACCAGCUAACUUGACGUUCCUCGACAUUCUGAACAACCAAACCAAAGUGCCAGCUGAUGAAACGACGUACUGGUGUAAAGUUUUUGAAAUUCCAAGGAUGGAGAGAGAGUAUCAUGUUGUCAAGGUGGAACCUGUAGUUCAGAAAGGCCACGAGGGACUGGUUCAUCAUAUUUUGUUGUACGAGUGUCCCGACAGUUUUCCAACUUCCUUUUUGAAUCAUUCUGGUUUUUGCUAUGACGAAACAACUCCUCGUGAAAUCAUGGAAUGUGCUGGACAGUCAAUAGUUGCUGCCUGGGCGAUUGGUGGAGGGAGCUUUUACUACCCCGAACACGUGGGCCUCAAAAUUGGUACCAACGACACGUCAAGAUACAUUGUUAUGGAAACCCACUACGACAACCCAGAUCACAGAGAUGACUUUGUCGACAGCUCUGGUCUUCGGUUGUGGUACACUAACGAAACUCGCAUUACCCCCCCGGGUCAUAACCGAAUCGGUCGGUUUCUUGACUUUGUACGGCGUUAUCUGUGCUCUCCUCAUGGGAGCAAAGUUGAAACCUCACACUUCCCUAAUACCAUUAAUGUUUUUUUUUUCCAUAAACAGGGUUUGGAAAACUCUCCGCUGGAAGGACAGAAAGUGAAAGUGUUUGCAGCUCUUCUUCAUACACAUCUUGCAGGCAGGCAAGUAAGAGUGAAGCAUAUUCGGUACGGACAUGAACUUAAAGAAAUUGUCUUCGAUAACCACUAUGAUUUUAACUUCCAGGAAUAUCAAAUGCUAAAGGAGGAGAUCGAGUUGUGGCCUCGAGAUGAACUGAUGGUCUCUUGCACAUAUAACACGGAAACUUUAAAGGAUUUGACUUUUGGCGGUUUUGGAACAAGAGAUGAGAUGUGCUUGGUUUUUCUGAUGUACUAUCCUCGAGUAAAUUUGAAAAAAUGCUCCAGCAGGGAUCAAGUGGCAUUUGCAAGCGUUUACUUGAAACAUUUCUGGAAGGGCGGAGCUAAUUUUCUUAACAUCACGCCGGAAACAUGGAGUGACAGGGUGACAGAGGACCUUCGACAAGCUUACAAGGACGAAAACACUAGAAUAAAUGUUAAUUGCCAGGGAUAUAACAACCAACAAAUCCUGGACGGCGGUAGUCAUUCAAAACCCAAGAUCGUUUAUUCGUACCAGCCUGGCAAUGGUCCCUGUGUUCGUAAAAUUCACAACGAAUUCGAAUUCGAACACGAGCAGAGUGCUAGUGGACGUGACGUCAGUUCCAGCGUUAUGAUGGCUUUACCAACAGCUCUUAUCGCAGCACUUUACAGAAUGCUCUGACGACGCUGCUUUCCAUUUCAAGCCGGACUGCUUCUUGAAGCAUUGUGACGUUUCUACCGGCAACAGAGACUGAGACUGAGGAAGUUGAUGUACAAAGGAAGCACAGAUUGAAUUUUAUGUGUUUGAACUUUCCGUAGAAGUAGCCACCGAUAGAAUUAGUUAUGUUUUGAAUUAAAAUUAGUGUACCCAGGCCAUAUUCGUAUUCUCGGUAUUGGACUGGAACUAGCUUGCAAU